GCGCUCAUGCAGCUGUGUAGGUUGCUUCCCGUACGAACAGACGCCAAUUCGCGGUCAACUCAGUAUUUGCAUAGCGGAAAUAUAUAAAAUGUCUUCAGAAAAUCAAGCGUUACAUGCCGUUGCUUCUAGCAUUACUAAAUUUUCAACGGACUUUUACAAGGCGUUAGCGGAAAAUGAAAAAUCAAACUUUAUCUGUUCGCCGAUCAGUGUAUCGAUGGUAUUAUCUAUGGUUACUUAUGGAGCUCGUGGAAAUACUGAGAAAGAACUGCGUAGUGUAUUGGGAUUAUCUGAAGACGAUCAACUCAAUAAAGACGGUUUUCAAUCACUCAUCGAUAAUUUGAAUGCCGUUGAAACAGUUGUGCUCAAUUUGGCCAAUAAAAUUUACUUUAACACGAAAUUCAACGUGAAACCUGAAUUCAAAAAAUUAACAGAAACGUCAUUUCGAUCUGUAUCAGAGAUAAUUGAUUUUGGAAAUACUUCAGAAGCCAGCAAAACUAUUAACAGUUGGUGUGAAGAAAAAACUAACAAUUGUAUCAAAAAUGUUGUACAGCCAGGUGAUUUGAUCGAUUCCCAAAUGGUUCUCGUAAACGCUGUGUACUUCAAAGGCGAGUGGAAAUGGCAAUUUGAUCCUAAGCGCACGAAACCAGAGCCGUUUCACAUCGAUAAAAAUACUACUAAAGAUGUACCGAUGAUGAUCAAAACUACCAGAUAUAACACCAACGAAUUGGCUGAUCUUGACGCUAAAUUUAUCGAACUUCGCUACAAAAGCAAUGAGCCAAACCACCACCCUAUUACCAUGUUUAUUAUUUUGCCAGAUGAAAUCAACAAUAUAAAUACCCUAGAGAGUAAAGUGCAUACUAUUAAUUUCAAGGAUUUACAUGAUAAUUCAAUUUAUAAAGACUGCACCUUGCGGCUCCCUAAAUUUAAAGUCGAGAGUCGGCCUGAAAGGAAUUUUCGAACCAUCAGCAGACUUUAGCGGAAUUGACGAAUCAGGACAAUUGAGUGUCAGUAAAGUAAUACAAAAAACUUUUCUAGAAGUCGAUGAAGUAGGAAGUGAAGCAGCAUCAGCAUCCGCAAUGUCAAUAAUGAAGCGAAUGGGUUCCUGUCGACCCCCAAUAUCAUUUACUGUAGACAGACCAUUUCUGUGUGUGAUCGUCGCCACAGAAACUGGAGCACCGCUUUUUAACGGACGUAUCAUCGAUCCAACUGUCCAUU
Molecule: messenger RNA, 1215 nt
Organism: Microplitis mediator
Lineage: Eukaryota; Metazoa; Arthropoda; Insecta; Hymenoptera; Braconidae
Product: serine protease inhibitor 42Dd-like
Exons: 7
Coding region: 89-976 (295 amino acids)
Molecular function (GO): serine-type endopeptidase inhibitor activity
Source: RefSeq, a predicted model, not a curated record